AUGAUCAAUCCGAGAAGCACCAAACCUGGCCCUAUCCGCUUCGCGAUUCCGGUCGUCGCUACAGCCGCCAUCGGCACAGCUCUCUACUACCGCACUCGCACAUCCAGCAACAAAACCCCGAAAGGCGAGGAGCUUCGCAAGCAGCGCUCUACCGAAGGCCUCAGCGGCGCUGGUCUGGCAGGUUCCGACUUCCCAUCAGGGGGAGCGCAUGAGGGUGUUCCCCAUACCGACGCCUCUCGGCAUGAACUCCCGUCUUCCGGCGCUAUCGGGGCGGGAGAAGGUGGCGGAAACACAAACGUGAGGGCUGUUGAUAUGUUUCAAAGCCCGCCAUCGAGUAGCGAUGCCUAUCCCUCGUCACAAACGCAGCAGUCUGGUGCCCGGGAUAAAGAUAAAACCUCGAAAGCGGCCACGGCAGGCGCUAAGUAA
Molecule: messenger RNA, 426 nt
Organism: Clonostachys byssicola
Lineage: Eukaryota; Fungi; Ascomycota; Sordariomycetes; Hypocreales; Bionectriaceae
Source: the annotation of a GenBank genome assembly